AAAAAUGGCGGCAGAGCAUCUAGUUUGGAGAGAAUUGACAGCAGAAGAGAAACAUAUACUAGAGGUCGGUCAUGAUGAUAGCAACCGGAAUAUGAAAGAUCAAAUAUGUUUUGAAAAGCAGCGAAUGAUAAUCCCGCGAACUUAUCUCAAGUUCAUGGAUGAUAUGUACAAUUUUCCUGUUAAAAAAGACGACAUUUGGAUUGUAACCUAUCCCAAGUGUGGAACCACGUGGAUGCAGGAAACUGUGUCUAUGUUGAUCAACAAUGUUGACCAGGAAUAUGGAAAACUGCCACAGAUAUUUAGAAGCCCUUUUCUGGAUAUAGAUACACUAAUGGAUGGAAAUGAAAAAGGAGAGGGUUUACAGGUACCAGAGGACACUCCAGACUUUAUGAAGAAGAUGAUGGAGGAGUUUUCUAAAGGUGUCAUACCGUUUGCAAGAAAGAUGAGUGGAAGGCGCGUACUAAAAAGUCACAUGUCCUUUGACUUUUUACCCCCAAACCUGGAGGACAAGUGUAAAGUAGUGUAUGUAGCACGGCAACCAAAGGACUGUAUUGUAAGCUUCUAUCAUCACAGCAUAAACAUGCCACUACAUGGAUAUCAACAAAGUUUGUCUACGUUUGCCGAGGAAAUGAUGAAGGGUGUAGUUCUGUUUGGAGACUACUGGAAACAUCUAGAAAGCGGAUGGAAACUACGAAAUCACCCGAACGUAAAGUUUAUCUGGUUUGAAGAUAUGAAGAAAGAUUCCAAAAAGGUGAUUGAAGAGCUCUCAGUGUUCCUGGAGCAUCCCUUGUCCGAGGAGAAGGUUGAUCAGUUGGUUCACCAUGUCAGUUUUGACGUAAUGAAGUUAAACAAAACAGCGAAUCCAAGUGCUAUGAUGAAGUUGCCUGAAGAAAAGAAUUUUAUGAGAAAGGGACAAGUUGGAGACUGGAAAAAUUAUUUUUCAGGACCUGAGCUGGAAAAAAUUGAUAAUUGGAUCGAAGAAAACAAGAAAAGGACCGGGAUACAGCUUCCAGAAUAGAUAUAUUCUAUUAAAUCUAAAUACAUAGAUGUAUGGAAUAUUCUAUAGAAUGUAAAUAUACUAGAAAUAAGAUUUAA
Eurytemora carolleeae is the source of this 1095-nucleotide messenger RNA. Its product is annotated as sulfotransferase 1C3. Gene Ontology annotation, cellular component: cytoplasm. The coding region runs from base 5 to 1018 and encodes 337 amino acids. The transcript has 14 exons. Gene Ontology annotation, biological process: sulfation. Gene Ontology annotation, molecular function: sulfotransferase activity. The record is from RefSeq and is a predicted model, not a curated record. NCBI's taxonomy places the organism in Eukaryota, Metazoa, Arthropoda, Copepoda, Calanoida, Temoridae.